CCUCCCCGAGCAAGAUGACGUCAGCCACAAAGGUGUACUACAGCCAGACCACACAGACUGACAGUCGCCCCCUCAUUGGCUCGGGCCUGCGCAAGCGCCGGGUGAUGACCAAGGACGGCCGGAGCAAUGUGCGGAUGGAGCACAUUGCUGACAAGCGCUUCCUGUACCUCAAGGACCUGUGGACAACCUUCAUCGACAUGCAGUGGCGGUACAAGCUGGUGCUCUUCUCCGCCACCUUUGCUGGCACCUGGUUUGCCUUUGGCGUCAUCUGGUACCUGGUGGCCGUGAUGCACGGGGACCUGCUGGAGUUCGACCCACCAGCCAACCACACACCAUGCGUCAUGCAGGUGCACACACUCACCGGUGCCUUUCUCUUCUCCCUCGAGUCCCAGACCACCAUUGGCUAUGGCUUCCGCUACAUCAGCGAGGAGUGUCCGCUUGCUAUUGUCCUGCUUAUCACCCAGCUGGUCCUCACCACCAUCAUGGAGAUCUUCAUCACCGGCACCUUCCUGGCCAAGAUCGCCCGGCCCAAGAAGCGAGCCGAGACCAUCAAGUUCAGUCAAAAUGCUGUGGUGGCCCAGCACAAUGGCAAGACCUGCCUCAUGAUCCGCGUGGCCAACAUGCGCAAGAGCCUCCUCAUCGGCUGCCAGGUGACGGGCAAACUCCUCCAGACCCACCUCACCAAGGAGGGCGAAAGCGUCCGGCUCAACCAGGUCAACGUGGAAUUCCAGGUGGACACGUCUUCUGACAGCCCCUUCCUCAUCCUGCCCCUCACCUUCUACCAUGUGGUGGAUGACGCCAGCCCCUUCCGGGACAUGGCCCUGCGGACAGGCGAAGGCGACUUUGAGCUCGUGGUGAUCCUCAGCGGCACUGUAGAGUCCACCAGCGCCACAUGCCAGGUGCGCACAUCCUACCUGCCCGAGGAGAUCCUCUGGGGCUACGAGUUCACACCGGCCAUCUCCCUCUCAGCCAGCGGCAAGUACGUGGCUGACUUCAGCCUCUUUGACCAGGUGGUGAAGGUGUCAGCACCCUGCUGCAUUCACGAGACCGUCCGGUUUGGAGACCCCGAGAAGGUCAAGCUGGAGGAGUCCUUCCGGGAGGCAGAGGAGCGAGAGGGAGCACCGCUGAGCGUCCGCAUCAGCAACGUCUGAACUGCCGGCGCCUGGAGAUGCCACUGGCUCUUCCCCCCAUCCUGGCUCUCACCAUCCUCCCGGGCCUUUUCCCCCUUCCUCAUCGCAUGGGGCAGCUCCCUCGGGCCCCAGCCUGGGGCUGCCGAGAGCCUUGUGGCCUCUUGCUUGCCGGUGGGACAGUGUCCCCUACCCCAGCCCAGCCAGGGACAGGUCUGUCCUCACUCCCUCCCCCAACCUAAUGCUCUGCUGGUCCCAGCUAGAAAGAUCCUCAGCCCCCGACGCCACCUACAGGGAUGGCGCCGGUAUUGUGCUUCAGAGGACGGUGGGCACAACCCUGCUGGGAGAUGCUGGCCCCUGGGGGGACAUGGACACCUCCGGCCCUUGGGCACAUCUAUGGCCACAGUGUCUGGCUGUGGAGGUGCCACGUUGCUUGGAGGAAGGCCCAGGAUCCUGCCAUGGUCUGGCCAUGGCCUGGCCAACCUGCUCGCUAUGCACGUGCACGGGGAGGGGAAGCUCUGACUGCUCCACACGGGGCCAGGCAGAGGAGCUGCCCCUGCUGCCGCCUGGGGACCUUGCGGUAGAGCCAAACAGGCUCAGGUAGGGGGUACUGACCCCGGCCUGCAGCUUAGCCACGGCCCCCAGCAGGCUGAGAGCGGGAUGAGGCCGGGGGCCCCAUCUCACCCCACACACCCAGGGCAAGAACAGGGCUGCUUUGCCAGCCCCCGGCCCCCAGCAUACCAUGGGUUGGGGGCACCCGAGCCUCUGGGGGCCACAGGGCAAGUCCCCAUGGCCAGGGUGUUGCACGUGAGUGUGCACGCACAAGCGGCAGGGCUCCUGCGCCAAAUGGGGAAACUGAGGCAGGAAAAGCACCCUGUCGGUUCUAACCCUCCAAGCCAAACCAGGGAUGUUCCCAGAGCCAGGACCUUCUCCGAGUGGGGCCCUCUUGCCUUCCCAGGGACAGCCACCGAAAAUUGGACAUGGCUGCAGCACCAGGCCCCAAGGCAGGGGACGGGGCCCCGGGCCUGCAGCCACGCUGGAGCCACCUCCAUGGCAGCCCUCGAGCAACCUCGCUGCUGCUAACGUAGAGCCUCUGCCUAUUAACGCCUCCUUAUCCCGGGGAAAACCACCGCUGCUCUGGGGCUUGGGUUGUAGGGCCUCUUAAUCCCUCGCUGCACUGAGUCCAGGUUACAUACAUAUAUAUAUAUAUAUAUUUCCACUAAAAUAUAUAUACACAUAUAUAUAUAAAUUGGGAAGAAACGUUUUACCCACUGGAAAGACUUGCUCACUAAAUGCCCUGCUUCUGCCAGGGGCACAUCGUUUUUUCUUGCAUUUAGGAAAAAAAAAAUUACUAAAUAAAACAUAUAUUCGCGGUUGG
Molecule: messenger RNA, 2505 nt
Organism: Struthio camelus australis
Lineage: Eukaryota; Metazoa; Chordata; Aves; Struthioniformes; Struthionidae
Gene: KCNJ10
Product: potassium inwardly rectifying channel subfamily J member 10
Biological process (GO): regulation of monoatomic ion transmembrane transport; potassium ion import across plasma membrane
Cellular component (GO): plasma membrane
Molecular function (GO): inward rectifier potassium channel activity
Source: RefSeq, a predicted model, not a curated record